UUGCUUAUUUCUUCACCGUGUGGGAGGUUGUUGAGGGCGAGGUCGGAGGCUAAAGGAGGCUUUGUCCCCACUGUAAGGAGGUGGGUCUAGUGUCGGGCACAUUCACUGCCUGCUACGCCGCCCUGGAAACCUUGGUGCCCGGGACUGACCGGGUCGCUCAGCUGUCAUCACUUCACUCCGCCCCCCGAGUCCGAUGGGGGCAGUCGCGCCCAGGGCCCAGGCGCAGGGACGAAAGGGCCCUAUGAGAGCACAAGAAGAUGGUCAUCCACAAGCCAAGGAGAGAGGCCUCAGGAGAAACCAAACCUGUUGACACCUUCAACUUUUAACAUCCAGAAUGUAAGAAAAUUUCUGUUGAUUAAACUACUUCAGUCCAUAAUAUUUUGUUAUAGCAGUCCUAGUAGACUAACACAAUUGUCAUUUAAUGUGUUUUCCUCACCAAAUAAAGUGGACAUCCAAAAAGAUAGUUAGGGGACAUACUUGAUACAAUUAUAAAAAGGCUACAAGCACACCUACCUAGUUGGCUCAGUCAGUGGAGCAUGUGACUUUUGACCUUAUGGUUGUGGGUUCCAGCCCUACCUUGGGUGUAGAGAUUACUUAAAAAUAAAAUUGGGAUCCCUGGGUGGCUCAGCGGUUUAGCACCUGCCUUUGGCCCAGGGCAUGAUCCUGGAAUCCCAGGAUCGAGUCCCACAUCGGGCUUCCUGCAUGGGGCCUGCUUUUCCCUCUGCCCGUGUCCCUGCCCCUCUCUCUCUCUCCCUCUCUCUCUCUCUCUGUGUGUGUGUGUGUCUCUCAUGAAUAAAUAAAUAACAUCUUUUUUAAAAUAAAAUAUAUUUUUUUAAUCCCUAGCCGACUCCAGGAUGAGAGUGAGCCCCAGUCAGGACUGGAUCUCAGGACCCUGAGAUCAUUACCUGAGCCAACACAAUAGCAGGGGAUGUCAACCAACUGCCCUACCUAGGUGCCCCUAAAAAUAAAAUCUUUUUUUAAAAGGCUACACAGUAUAAAUUAGCUUUUUACAAAAUUUAGAGGAUUUAUUAUAGAGCUUCUAAUUUUGCUUCCACUUCUCAAAAAUCACUGAAGAAGUAGGUAGUGGACUUUUUUGUGGGAACCAGAAAUAAAUCCUGUUUGCCCACCAGCUUGAGGGCAGCAGCCUAACAUGCCUUUUCUUCCUCUUCUGUUAUGGGCCUGGGUUAAGUCUUUUUUUUUCCUUCCUAACAAACACAAUACAAAACUGAGUAAUGCUUCAGGCUAUAUACAUUUGAAGAACAAUACCAGAACGUUUCCAGCCAUGGGUGAACUCUUAACGUCUGAACGAUUCUACCGAAUGAGAUGUAGGUAGAGGAUUUCGGAGCAUCUUAAAUAUUUUUAUCCUCUGGGAGCAGGCUGAACUCUAUAGUCGAAAAACGUCUCCAAGCCGCGUUUAACAACGAGCAAAAUCCCUCCUUGCUUUGACGCAGGAGCACCACUAGCAUUCUCAGGCUGCCUCCUGGAACAUCUGGUAGAACGCCCUUUGCAAGUACUACAACUCCCUGAAGACUCUGCGAUGGGAGGCCGCAGUCAUGAGCCAAUGAGGGACCAAUAUGAGGGAUUUCCGAGCGUGCGCACCAAUUCGGGGCGGGACUUCUGGCUUAUCGUCAUCCUGAUCUGCUUCUCGUUGAUUCUUUUACUCGGUCAGAGGUUCUGGAGCUCCGAGUCUGGAUUCUGGUAACGGGACCAGAGAAAGGGCGGGAGGAGGCGCUGUCCCCGCCGCACAUCUUUGGGUCCACAGCUCGGCGACGCCGCCCGGGCUGCUCCGCACGUGGGCUCGGACAGGGAUCUCCAGCCCCGGUGUCCGCCGUACCCCCCCCCUCCCCCGAGUCCAAUGGCGGCAGCCGCGCCCAGGGCUCCAGCGCAGGGUGGCGUGACCUUUGAGGAUGUUGCUGUGUAUUUCUCCCAGGAGGAGUGGGAUCUCCUUGAUGAAGCUCAGAGACUCCUGUACCACGAUGUAAUGCUGGAGAACUUUGUACUUAUAUCCUCACUAGGUUGCUGCUGUGGAGUAGAGGAUGCAGAGGCACUCUUUGAACAAAGCAUUUCUGUAGGUGUGUCACAGCCCUGGACUCAGAAGGAACCUCGGUCUCCCCAGAAGACCCACCCCUGUGAGAUGUGUAGUUCAGUCUUGAGAAAUAUUUUCCACUUGGUUGGGCACCAGGGAAAACAAAAGAAUCAGAAAUUUUUCAAAUAUGGGACAUGUGUGAAACAAAUUUAUUCCAGUGCAGACCUUCAGCAGCAUGAGAAGCAGCAGGUGGGAGAAAAACCCUUUGUAAGCAGUGUGGACAGGGCAUCAUUUGUGAAGAGCAGCAAUUUCCAUGAUUCAGGAAAGUCCUUCACCUGUGAGGUAGUUGAAGAGGACCUCUUGGCCCCCUCAGAACAUUUCCAACACCAGUCCACUCAUACUGGGGAGAAUAAAAUCACUGAGUCUGGGGUGACUUCUCAAAGCUUAAAACAUCAUAACACCUGGGAAGAAUGCAGGAAACCCUUUGGUCCCAAACACACACUUGGUCAGGACAAGGGUGUCCACACUGGAAGACAGUGUUUUGUGUGCCCUGAAUGUGGAAAAACAUUCAGGUACAAGUCCUCACUUAUAAUUCAUCAGAGGGUCCACAAUGGUGAUAGGCUUCAUGUGUGUAGUGACUGUGGAAAAUCCUUUAGGGGAAGCUCAACCCUUAGUCAACAUCGAAGAAUUCAUACUGGGCCAAGGCAGUACAAAUGCAGCAAAUGUGGGAAAUCCUUUAGCCAAAAAUUUGUCCUCAUUUAUCCUCAGAGAAAUCACACUGAAGAAAAUUGUUAUGUGUGCCGUAUAUGUGCUCAGUCUUUUAGCCAGAACUCCAUCCUUAUUCGACAACGUACAAUUCACACUGGAGAAGUGAGUUAUGAGUGUACUGAAUGUGAGAAAUCUUUUAGACGAAAAUCUGAUCUUAUUGAACAUUGGAGAGUACAUACAGGAGAAAGGCCUUAUGAAUGUAGUGAAUGUGGAAAAUCUUUUACUUCUAGCUCUGCACUCCGUUAUCAUCAGAGAAUUCACACUGGAGAAAAACCUUAUAAGUGUAGUGAAUGUGGGAAGUCUUUUACGUCUAGUUCUGGCCUCCGUUAUCAUCAAAGAAUUCAUACAGGAGAGAGACCAUAUGAGUGUAAUGAUUGUGGGAAAUCUUUUACCCAAAUAAAUCACCUCAUCAUACACCGAAGAGUUCAUACUGGAGAAAGGCCUUAUGAAUGUAGUGAAUGUGGAAAAUCUUUUAGCCACAAAUCUUACCUCUCUCAACACCAGAGAGUUCACACCGGAGAAAGGCCCUAUGAAUGUAGUGAAUGUGGAAAAUCUUUUACCUCUGGCUCUGCCCUCUGUUAUCAUCAGAGAGUUCACACUGGAGAAAAACCUUAUGAGUGUAGUGAAUGUGGGAAAUCUUUUACCAAUGGACCAAUACUUAUUCGACACCGUAGAGUUCACACAGGAGAAAGACCUUAUGAGUGCAGUGAAUGUGGAAAAUCCUUUACCCAAAGAAAUCACCUCAAUAUACACCAGAGAGUUCACACAGGAGAAAGGCCUUAUGAGUGCAAUGAAUGUGGAAAAUCAUUUACGUCUGGCUCUGCCCUCCGUUAUCAUCAGAAGGUUCACAUUGGAGAAAGACCUUACGAGUGCAGAGAAUGUGAGAAGUCUUUUACUUCUACCUCUGCCCUCCGUUGUCAUCAGAGAGUUCACACAGGAGAAAGGCCUUUUGACUGCAGUGAAUGUGGGAAAUCUUUUAGGGAUAGUUCCCAGUUGAAUCAACACCAGAGAGUUCACACUGGAGAAAAGCCUUAUGAGUGUAGUGAUUGUGGGAGAUCAUUUAGUCAAAAUUCAUACCUCUCUAAACACCGGAGAGUUCACACUGGAGAAAGGCCUUAUGAGUGCAGUGAAUGUGGGAAAUCUUUUACUUCUGUCUCUGCCCUUGGUUAUCAUCAGAGAGUUCACACUGGAGAAAGGCCUUACGAGUGUAGUGAAUGUGGGAAAUCUUUUACCAAUAGCUCCAUACUGAUUCGACAUCGCAGAGUUCACACAGGAGAAAGGCCUCAUGAGUGCAGUGAAUGUGGAAAAUCCUUUACCCAAAGAAUUCAUCUCAUUAUUCACCGGAGAGUUCACACAGGAGAAAGGCCUUUUGAAUGCAAUGAGUGUGGGAAAUCUUUUACCUCUCGUUCCACCCUACAUUAUCAUCAAAGAGUUCACACAGGAGAGAGGCCUUAUGACUGCAGUGAAUGUGGGAAAUCUUUUAGUCGAAAAUCUAAUCUUUCUCAGCAUCGGAGAGUUCACACUGGAGAAAGGCCUUAGAUGCAUAGGAAUGUAGUUUCCUUGUUCAGAGUAAUGAUACCAGAGGAAACUCUGUGAGGCACCAUUUGUCUGAAUUCAAUCUACUAUAUCCAAAUGCCAAUAGUAAGGAGAUUUCCCUUAAGUUUCAGUUAUGUGGGAAGCAGUGUGGCUAUGUUGCAUUUUCUAAACUGCCUAGGGCUCUUUCCAGAUUUACAUUACUGCCAGUCUUUGGCCAAAGCAAUGUACUUCUACCACUUGGCAUGUCUCCACAACAUGCAUCAGUCAUCACCCCAUUGUGCUCAGGGAAGAUGACCUCUGCUCUCAUUGGUUGAAGGAAAUUAGGAGUAACCUGAGUCCUUAGGGGGACCCACAUUUCCUUUUUUCUGACUAACUGGCAUGGACCUGACCCAUACUGUCCUAGAGAACCUCCAUAUUGUCCUAGGACCACCGUUUGCAGGGACAUGGUCUCCAGAGAUAUGUGUGAUUAAUUUUCCAGCUUCCAAGUCACUAAUUCAAAAACUGCUAGCCCCUAUUGGUUUGGUUUGUACAGUAACAAGUCCUUAUUGUUUAAGUCCUCUUUAAUUUUGGGUGUUCUCUUUACCAUGUAUGUGGUUUAUUAAACAUUUUGAGGUCUAUAAGCAUGCAGGAGUAAACAACUUUCAUUGGGGAGGAGGGUCUCAAACUUUCUGUGUAUCUCAAGGUGUCAAUAUGGUGGCAGAAAUUAGCUUACCAGUUUUUGCUAAAUUUGUAUUCCCCAUGGCUUCCUAGGGAAAACUGCAGGGUUUUCUGGUCCUGAUUUGAGACCGGAUGCAAUGAGUUUUGGGAGUCUCCAAGGUCACCCCCAGGAGAUCAGGUGUGAGAACCUCAGUUCCUUCUAGGAGCAGCAUGAAAGUUUUUCCCUUGUUCACAGAGGAUAUCAUAGAGGAUGCCAGCACUGUUGAGGGGAACUUCUUCCCCAGGUCCUGCAAAAAGCCAUAUGCCCUGAUGUCCACAUUUCUGUAGGUGGUGGUCACUGGUUUUAAGGCCAUAAGGGUCAGGGGGAAACCAGAACUACUGCAGAAACACUGGCUUAAUAGUGGAGGGGACUACAGCCAAUUAUAUGGAAUGUGCCUCUUCUAAAAGUGCACGCAGAAAUACUUCUGCAGUGAGGACUGCUGAGCUGGUGUGUGCACAAAUCUGUGGACCUCCAGGUAUAUCUAUUUUGUGUAGCUUAUGUCUUCAUUGGAAAGAAUUGAAAGGUAUUUUGGAUUCCUGUAGCCUAGUGAUGUUCACCUCAAGACCAUUGCUGCACAGGGAGGAAAACAGAUCGAGAAAGCAGGGAUCUGUAGACCAGGGAUGCGGCUUUCGUGACCCGGUCAGCAGUCUUUUUGGCUGUAGUGGAAAGUCUUUGAUUGCUAUAUUUUCUUUCACUGAGCAAAACUGGCCUCCACAAGGCAAGAAUGUGCGGUGAAUGUAGGGCUGCAAAACCUAUUUUCCAAAAAGAGUUGGACAGAUUUUUAAUCUUGAAUCAUUUUUUAAAGCUUUAUUAAAGUAUAAUUUACAUGUAAUAAAUUGUACAUAUUGGAAAUGUAGUCUUCAUAAGUUUUGACGUACUGAUGACCCUGAAACAUCAUAGUCAUGAUAGUGAGCAUAUGUGUCAUUGCAUAUUUACCUCAUGUUCUUAGUAAUUUCUCUCCCUGUCUUCCCAGUCCUCUGAGUCACCAUUGACUUACUUUCCAUUGUAAUAGAAAACUCUUAUUUUCUAUGAUUUAUAUAAUAGGAGUCUGAAUUAUUUCCUUCCUGUUUUUAUGUUGCAUAAAUAAUUGUAGAAUCAUCAGUGAUAUAUAAGUAGCUUGUUUUGUGUUUGGUGGUUUGUGGUUUUUUGUUUUUUUUUUUUUUUUUUUUUUUUUUUGCUGAGAAAUAUUCUUGUUUUUGAGUAUAACACUAUUAGUUUACCCAUUAAUUUGUUUAUGGACAUUUGGGUAUUUCUAAUUUUUGCCAAUGGAAAAUAAGGAUACAAACAUUUGUGUGUAAUUAUUUAUAUGGACAUGUGUUUCACUUAAUCUUUUGUCAAUAACUCAGUGGAAGGUCUGAGUCAUAGAGUAGAUCAGUGUUUAACUUAAAUUAGUAAAUUGUGAUCUAAACGAUUAUACCUUUUUGCAUUCUCACCAGCAGUGUAUGAGAGUUGCAUUUCCUGCAUAUCUUAGUGAGUGGUUUAGUUUGAUCAGUUGUUCUUAAUUUUUACCCUUUUUAUAAAUGUGUAGUGCUGUCUUAGUGUUUGAACUGCAUUUCUAUAAGGAGUCACCGUGACUAUUUCAGAUGUGCAUUUGCUAUCUAUAUUUUUGCUAAAAUGUCUGUUCAUAUUUUCUGCCUAUUCUAUGAAUUGUGAGUAUUCUUUUACAAAGGAAUGUGAAAGAUAUGUUGGAAUUUCACUCAUUUUGUGACUUUUUAACUUUUUGGAGUCAUUUUUAAUACUGGAAGUGUAUGUUCUCAUUGUUUUCAGUUUUUUUAUGCUAUGUAUAACGUAAUGGACAUAUAUAUAUACUUUUAAUUUUAAUCUACAUUAUUGACAUUUUUGCUUUUAAAGUCCAGACAUUUAAAAAUACAAUAAACCGUUGCUUUGUA
Nyctereutes procyonoides (raccoon dog) is the source of this 6916-nucleotide messenger RNA. RefSeq names its product zinc finger protein 345-like. The record is from RefSeq and is a predicted model, not a curated record. Gene Ontology annotation, molecular function: DNA-binding transcription factor activity; RNA polymerase II cis-regulatory region sequence-specific DNA binding. NCBI's taxonomy places the organism in Eukaryota, Metazoa, Chordata, Mammalia, Carnivora, Canidae. Bases 1856 to 4333 code for a protein of 825 amino acids. The transcript has 4 exons. Gene Ontology annotation, biological process: regulation of transcription by RNA polymerase II.